CUAAAGGAAAGGCUCGACGAAGGGGGGAUAUUAGCUGGGUAAGGAAAACGCUUUCGGAGAUUGAGAUGUCGAUUUGUUUUUCAUCGAAAAGGAAGAAGGCCGAGGGGAUAGCAGCCUUCCUUCGGGCUUUGCCUGCCGACGUUCUAAUAAAGAAUUCCGGCUCGGCCCGGGAAAGUGCUGGCAACAACAUAAACAAAGGGGUCCAUGUAGCUGCUGCGCCCGCCCACUGAGCAGCAGGUUCGGCAUCUACUACAAAAGAGAGAAUCCACUUCAGAUAACCACGUCUCUGCUAGGCAGCGUGUGGAAUGGCCGAGAGCGGACCAAAUGGAUAUAUAAUCCAAGCCGAGAGUGGAGUUACGUGAACAGCCGUCUGAUGGAAAACAACUUUCACGUUCGGUUCAGAGAGCACUUUUUUCGUUGAGAAUAAGUCCUUCCCUUUUGUGUGAAUUCCCCAGCGGCGAAUUAACAACUUGUGGGGCCCUAUCUAUUCAAUCUCUCGAGCCCCAAGAAAACCCCCCUCUCCCUCGGACUCAAUCUCUCUUUUGACUCUAUAUAUGUGGGCACCUGAUAUCUAUGAGGGUUCACCCACCCCGGUGACAGCAUUCCUUUCUAUUGCGCCUAAAAUCUCUAUUUCUGCAAAUAUGUCACGUGUUUCUAUUGUUGCUUCCUAUGGGGGUACAUUACAACAAAUCUUCUUUUUCUGCAGCAUUGCUUCUAUGAUCUUAGGAGCACUGGCCGCCAUGGCCCAAACGAAAGUCAAAAGACCUCUAGCUCAUAGUUCGAUUGGACAUGUAGGUUAUAUUCGUACUGGUUUCUCAUGUGGAACCAUAGAAGGAAUUGAAUCACUACUAAUUGGUAUAUUUAUUUAUGCAUCAAUGACGAUAGAUGCAUUCGCCAUAGUUCCAGCAUUACGACAAACCCGUGUCAAAUAUAUAGCGGAUUUGGGCGCUCUAGCCAAAACGAAUCCUAUUUCGGCUAUGACCUUCUCCAUUACAAUGUUCUCAUACGCAGGAAUACCCCCGUUAGCCGGCUUUUGUAGCAAAUUCUAUUUGUUCUUCGCCGCUUUGGGUUGUGGGGCUUACUUCCUAGCCCCAGUGGGAGUAGUGACUAGCGUUAUAGGUCGUUUUUAUUAUAUACGCUUAGCGAAAAGAAUGUUUUUUGAUAGACCUAGGACAUGGAUUCUAUAUGAACCAAUGGAUCGUGACAAGUCGUUACUACUAGCAAUGACUUCCUCUUUCAUUACUUCAUCCUUUCCAUAUCCCUCUCCCUUGUUCGAUCUUACUCAUCAAAUGGCACUCAGUUCAUAUCUGUAAGUUUGUUCGAUCAUUGACAAGGUUCAAAGAAAGGGUGGGCCAUUCACCAUGAAGGCUAAAAGCGAGAUAGGCUUUACUGGACAUUUUCGCUUACAAAGGCGAAGACAAUUCCGCGUUUUUUCAGCCGAUUCUCCGAAAUUUAAGACAAUUAUCCUCACUCAAACUUCAAAAAGUCCUUUUUUUUCUGAUGUAAAUUCUGUCUGUCUCCUUUGUCCUUCCUAACGCUAGUCUAGUCUCCGAUUAAAGGAUUGAUACGGGCGUGCUUCCUUGCAGAGGGUUGUUUUAGACACCUACCCACCAGAAACUUCGCUUUGCCACCCAGGUAUAACCAAAGCCUUCCACAAAGGAAUAUUUACUACUGGGUCCAUCACGUGUCCAGAUACCGGUGCAUCCCUUGCU
Messenger RNA from Triticum aestivum (bread wheat), 1712 nucleotides. RefSeq names its product NADH-ubiquinone oxidoreductase chain 2-like. Bases 555 to 1313 code for a protein of 252 amino acids. The transcript is spliced from 2 exons. NCBI's taxonomy places the organism in Eukaryota, Viridiplantae, Streptophyta, Magnoliopsida, Poales, Poaceae. The record is from RefSeq and is a predicted model, not a curated record.